CCCGGAAUCCCAGCGCCCACGACUGCGACAAUGCUCGUGACCUCCACCGCGAAGUCACCGCCGCGCGGCGACGCGAAGACCUCAGUGAGCCCCAGCGCCGGGCACCCGCCCGUCUCCAGCCUGGUGUGACUCUCCUCAGCUGCUUGCUCUUUCUUUUUGGCUUACUAGGACUCGAAGCAGCGGAGGCAGCCACAAAGUUGAGGCGCUCGCCCGAGUGGGCAAGUUUGGGCGUUCCGAACUGGGGAGUGGUUAGGUUGGCAGCCGCCGCCAGGCUCGCCCCAGACCGGGAGCGCUUGCCCACAGCACUCACCCCCUCCAGCGGCGGAAAUAUGAAGUCAGGGGGAAGCGGUGUCAGGAGCUGACUCGCCCUAAAGCGCUCGGCGCUGCUGCCGGGAAAUGGGAAGCAAAGUGUUUGGGGGACUAAGUCCGGCCUCGGAGAUGCUCAGAAAGCGGCUGCCAAGGCCCAGGCGCAUCGCCCACGCGGCGGAGUUGGAAGUGUCCGCUGUGCAAACCGCUGCGUCGCCACCUAGGCGAGGGGCUGGGGGCGCAGCCUGUAUGUAGCUCGUUCGGGCCACUCACGGCCCCGCCGAGCCUUCACAGCUGCUGUGCCUCUCCUUUUGGCUCUGCAAGUGCCCCCUUCAGUCCGGAGAGGCGCUCGGGCCGCCUGAACUGCCCGCCGCACCUGGUCGUCCCUCCUCCUAUUCCCCCCGUGAGGCGCCCUCCCCCGCCCCCUCGCUCCCCUCCCCCAAACCACAGCCCGAGCUCGCUCCUGCGCGCGCGCUCUCCCGGGCCCAAGUGAAUAGUCCUCGCGCGAGCGGGACACGGUGGUGGAUGCAAUUCCGCUCGCUUACAGCCGCCAGGAGCUCCCUGGCGCCGCAGGCAGCGUCCUCCUCCGAAGCAGCUGCGCCUGCACCUGGGCAGCCUGGACCUUCGUGCCCUGCCCCCGGGGCCUCACGCGGGGGGCGCCCCGGGACACCUCCUGCGGGCCGGGUGGAGGAGGAAGAGGAGGAGGAAGAAGACGUGGACCGGGACCCCUACCCCACGCAGAACACUUGGCCCCGCUGCUGUCAGUUCUCUUUAAGUGGGAGAAGAAGAGAGCCGGGGAGAGUCAUGGGGGGCUGCGAAGUCCGGGAAUUUCUUUUGCAAUUUGGUUUCUUCUUGCCUUUGCUGACAGCUUGGCCAGGCGACUGCAGUCACGUCUCCAACAACCAAGUUGUGUUGCUUGAUACAACAGCUGUACUAGGAGAGCUAGGAUGGAAAACAUAUCCAUUAAAUGGGUGGGAUGCUAUCACUGAAAUGGAUGAACACAAUAGGCCCAUUCACACCUACCAAGUAUGCAAUGUAAUGGAACCAAACCAAAACAACUGGCUUCGUACGAACUGGAUCUCCCGUGACGCAGCUCAGAAAAUUUAUGUGGAAAUGAAGUUUACAUUGAGGGAUUGUAACAGCAUCCCAUGGGUUUUGGGGACUUGCAAAGAAACAUUUAAUCUGUAUUAUGUGGAAUCAGAUGAGUCCCAUGGAAUUAAAUUCAAGCCAAGCCAAUAUACAAAGAUUGACACAAUUGCUGCUGAUGAAAGUUUUACACAGAUGGAUUUGGGUGAUCGCAUCCUGAAGCUAAACACGGAAAUUCGUGAGGUGGGGCCUAUAGAAAGGAAAGGAUUUUAUCUGGCUUUUCAAGACAUUGGGGCAUGCAUUGCCCUGGUCUCGGUCCGUGUUUUCUACAAAAAGUGCCCCUUCACUGUUCGUAACUUGGCUAUGUUUCCCGACACCAUCCCAAGGGUUGAUUCUUCUUCUUUGGUUGAAGUAAGGGGCUCUUGUGUGAAGAGUGCGGAAGAGCGUGAUACUCCUAAACUAUAUUGUGGAGCUGAUGGAGAUUGGCUGGUUCCCCUUGGAAGGUGUAUCUGCAGUACAGGAUAUGAAGAAAUCGAAGGUUCUUGCCACGCUUGCAGACCAGGAUUCUAUAAAGCAUUUGCUGGGAACACAAAAUGUUCUAAAUGCCCUCCCCACAGUUUAACCUAUGUGGAAGCAACUUCUGUCUGUCAAUGUGAAAAGGGUUACUUCAGAGCUGAAAAAGACCCACCUUCCAUGGCAUGUACCAGGCCACCUUCAGCUCCUAGGAAUGUGGCUUUUAACAUCAAUGAAACGGCCCUUAUUUUGGAAUGGAGCCCACCAAGUGACACAGGAGGGAGAAAAGAUCUCACAUACAGUGUAAUCUGUAAGAAAUGUGGCUUAGACACCAGCCAGUGUGAAGACUGUGGUGGAGGACUCCGCUUCAUCCCAAGACAUUCUGGCCUGAUCAACAAUUCUGUGAUAGUACUUGACUUUGUGUCUCACGUGAAUUACACCUUUGAAAUAGAAGCCAUGAAUGGAGUUUCUGAGUUGAGUUUUUCUCCCAAGCCAUUCACAGCUAUUACAGUGACCACGGAUCAAGAUGCACCUUCCCUGAUAGGUGUGGUAAGGAAGGACUGGGCAUCCCAAAAUAGCAUUGCCCUAUCAUGGCAAGCACCUGCUUUUUCCAAUGGAGCCAUUCUGGACUACGAGAUCAAGUACUAUGAGAAAGAGCAUGAGCAGCUCACCUACUCCUCCACGAGGUCCAAGGCACCCAGUGUCAUCAUCACAGGCCUCAAGCCGGCCACCAAGUACAUAUUUCAUAUCCGAGUGAGGACUGCAACAGGAUACAGUGGCUACAGUCAGAAGUUUGAAUUUGAAACAGGAGAUGAGACUUCUGACAUGGCGGCCGAACAGGGACAGAUUCUCGUGAUAGCCACCGCGGCUGUUGGGGGAUUUACUCUCCUCGUCAUUCUUACUUUGUUCUUCUUAAUCACUGGGAGGUGCCAAUGGUACAUAAAGGCCAAAAUGAAGUCAGAAGAGAAGAGAAGAAACCACUUACAGCAGAAUGGGCAUUUACAUUUCCCAGGAAUUAAAACUUACAUAGAUCCAGAUACAUAUGAAGACCCAUCCCUAGCAGUUCAUGAAUUUGCAAAGGAGAUUGAUCCCUCAAGAAUUCGCAUUGAGAGAGUCAUUGGGGCAGGAGAAUUUGGAGAAGUCUGUAGUGGGCGUUUGAAGACACCAGGGAAAAGAGAGAUCCCCGUUGCCAUCAAAACUUUGAAAGGUGGCCACAUGGAUCGACAAAGAAGAGAUUUUCUAAGAGAAGCUAGUAUCAUGGGUCAGUUUGACCACCCAAAUAUCAUUCGACUAGAAGGUGUUGUCACAAAAAGAUCCUUCCCGGCCAUUGGGGUGGAGGCGUUUUGCCCCAGCUUCCUGAGGGCAGGGUUUUUAAAUAGCAUCCAGGCCCCGCAUCCAGUGCCAGGGGGAGGAUCUCUGCCCCCCAGGAUUCCGGCUGGCAGACCAGUAAUGAUUGUGGUGGAAUAUAUGGAGAAUGGAUCCCUAGACUCCUUUUUGCGGAAACAUGAUGGCCAUUUCACUGUCAUCCAGUUGGUCGGUAUGCUCCGAGGCAUUGCGUCAGGAAUGAAGUAUCUUUCUGAUAUGGGUUACGUUCAUCGUGAUCUAGCAGCUAGGAAUAUAUUGGUCAACAGCAACUUAGUAUGCAAAGUUUCUGAUUUUGGUCUCUCCCGGGUGCUGGAAGAUGAUCCAGAAGCUGCUUAUACAACAACUGGUGGGAAAAUUCCCAUAAGGUGGACAGCCCCCGAAGCUAUUGCCUACAGAAAAUUCUCCUCAGCAAGUGAUGCAUGGAGCUAUGGCAUUGUCAUGUGGGAGGUCAUGUCCUAUGGAGAGAGACCUUAUUGGGAAAUGUCUAACCAAGAUGUCAUUCUGUCCAUUGAAGAAGGUUACAGACUUCCGGCUCCCAUGGGCUGUCCAGCAUCUCUACACCAGCUGAUGCUUCAUUGUUGGCAGAAGGAGAGAAAUCACAGACCAAAAUUUACCGACAUUGUCAGCUUCCUUGACAAACUGAUCCGCAAUCCCAGUGCCCUUCACACCCUGGUGGAGGACAUCCUUGUAAUGCCAGAAUCCCCUUGUGAAGUUCCAGAAUAUCCUCUGUUUGUCACAGUCGGUGACUGGCUGGAUUCUAUAAAGAUGGGGCAAUAUAAGAAUAACUUCAUGGCAGCAGGGUUUACGACUUUUGACCUAAUUUCAAGAAUGAACAUUGAUGAUAUUAGAAGAAUUGGAGUCCUACUCAUUGGACACCAGAGACGGAUAGUCAGCAGUAUACAGACUUUACGUUUACACAUGAUGCACAUACAGGAGAAAGGAUUUCAUGUAUGA
This is a messenger RNA of Mirounga angustirostris (Northern elephant seal), 4224 nucleotides long. It is a transcript of the gene EPHA6, whose product is annotated as EPH receptor A6. NCBI's taxonomy places the organism in Eukaryota, Metazoa, Chordata, Mammalia, Carnivora, Phocidae. Gene Ontology annotation, cellular component: plasma membrane; dendrite. The record is from RefSeq and is a predicted model, not a curated record. Gene Ontology annotation, biological process: ephrin receptor signaling pathway; axon guidance; protein phosphorylation. The transcript is spliced from 18 exons. The coding region runs from base 832 to 4224 and encodes 1130 amino acids. Gene Ontology annotation, molecular function: ATP binding; protein binding; transmembrane-ephrin receptor activity.